AUGGCUGGCCCACCACGGCCUGCCUCCGCCCUCCCCACGCGGAGGACGGGAUUGCGCCAACCAACUCGACGAGCGGGCUCCGCAGUGCCUGAACGACAGGCAUCGCCGGCUGUUUCAACAAAACCUUCUGCAGCGAAUGCAGCGCGAGCGCCGAAACCAAGCCUCGAACAAUCAAGUUCCACGGUCAAGAGAAAGGAGAGAGACUAUGAGCGGGAAAUCAACGAAGACACCAGCAUCCAUGUGGUGGUGCGAUGUCGCGGCCGUAACGAGCGCGAGAUCAAGGAGAAUAGCGGUGUGGUACUGUCGGCAGAGGGUGUCAAGGGAAAAUCCCUGGAUCUUUCGAUGGGACCGAAUGCGGUUGCAAAUAAGACUUACGCCUUUGACAAGGUGUUCUCCCCCGCUGCCGACCAGACAAUUGUGUACGAGGAUGUAGUCCUCCCGAUUGUGAACGAGAUGCUGGCGGGUUACAAUUGCACGAUUUUUGCCUACGGACAGACGGGGACGGGUAAGACAUAUACCAUGUCGGGAGACAUGACCGAUACGCUGGGGAUUUUGUCCGACGAUGCUGGAAUUAUCCCACGCACGCUUUACUCGCUGUUUCACAAACUCCAAGAGACCGAGAGUAUGGUCAAGUGCUCCUUCAUCGAGCUUUACAACGAGGAACUGCGAGACUUGCUCUCAGCCGAUGACAACACGAAGCUCAAGAUUUUCGAAAACGAGAAGAAGGGACACAGCGGAAGCACCAUGGUGCAAGGGAUGGAGGAGACCUAUAUUAAUUCAGCCUCGUCUGGGAUUAAGCUGCUGCAAUCGGGUAGCCAUAAACGCCAGGUGGCUGCGACAAAGUGCAACGACUUGAGUUCCCGUAGUCACACCGUUUUCACUAUCACCGUCUCCACCAACCACAUUUCUGACUCCGGUGAGGAGCAUGUCAUUUCUGGGAAAUUGAAUUUGGUCGACCUGGCCGGCAGUGAAAAUAUUGGACGAAGCGGCGCAGAAAACAAGCGGGCGGCGGAAGCCGGCUUAAUCAACAAGAGCUUACUCACGCUGGGGAGAGUAAUCAACGCGCUCGUUGACAAGAGCUCGCAUAUCCCCUAUCGCGAGUCUAAGCUCACCCGACUGUUGCAAGACUCUCUGGGGGGACGAACCAAAACAUGCAUCAUCGCCACCGUGUCACCCACCCGCAGCAACCUGGAGGAGACCAUUUCGACUCUUGAUUACGCGUUCCGGGCCAAGAACAUUCGAAACAAGCCCCAGCUCAACUCUAUCAUUUCCAAAAACAAGUUGCUCCGAGAAAUAGGCGUGGAGUUUGAGAAGCUCAAGAGCGAGCUUAUUGCCACCCGACAUCGCAACGGUGUGUACAUGCCGCCUGAUGCGUACGAGGAGAUGAAAGUGGAGAGCGAAUCCAGACGAAUUGUCAAUGACGAACAGCGAGCCAAGAUCGAAUCAAUGGAAUCGAGUCUUCGGCAUAAAGUCCAAGAGUUGUUUGCUCUGACUGGCAGCUUUAACUCCUUGAAGCAGGACAGCGAGGAAACUCAGGGCAAGCUCCGCAAUACCCGCACUGUUCUCGAACAGACGGAAGUUUCUCUGAGGAGCACUUCGGAGAAAUUGGACGAAGAAACGAUCGUCCGAAAAGCUCACCAGUUUACCGAAGAGAAGCUUCGCGACAUCGGCGCGGGUCUUCUGUCUACGUUGGACGGUACUGUUCAUGAUGUAAAUGGGCUCCACGCCAAGCUGGACCGCAAGGACCGUUUGGAAACCAACAAUCGACAAACAUGGCAGAGUUCUACUGGCGAGGUCUCGGAUGUCACUCAGCGAAUUGAUGCUCGCAUGGAAACUUUCCAGUCACAGCAUGCGAAACUGCUCGAGGACAUGUCAAGCAAGAUCCAGCAAUUCGUGGACAACGAACUGAGCACCGUUCAAGCAGCUCGGUCUCAGCUUGGUGACUUUGGCUCCUCUUUUGACAAGGUUGAAGCGGAGGCAAAGACCCAGACAUCCGGCGCCCACGAUGAGAUGAACGAUGUCCUUGAGGAGAUCAAGGUGCUUCGGGAGGACGUCAAGACCAAGGUUGGCGAGGGCCUGAACGGAUUAUCUGCUGCCGCUGCUCGUAUUUCCAAGGAUGUCAUUGGGGAGUUUUCCGAUUUCCAUGCCCAGCUUCACGCAUCUUACAGCGCCCUGGGCAAGGACUUCAAGUCCAUGUUUGAGAACAUGGCGCAGCACCUUGAUGAACAGAAGAGCGAGAUAAACAGACUACGACUUGAGGUCCAAGAUGCCAACCGCCAAACAAUCGAAACAAAUCGGAAGGCUUCAUCUAACGUGGCCCAGGUUCUGGAAGAGGAACAUGCCAGUGCGCAGGCCGAGCGCGAAAAUCUUAUGGCUCAGAUCCGCGGCCUACUCGAAGACUCGAGCCAGCGGCAAUCUACCCGCCUCAAGAGUAGGUUCGACACUGUUCGAACCGAUCUUUCGGCAUCCGGCGACUCGCUUGAACAGGCUACAGCGCAGCAUGAUCGACACAUCGACGAAUGGAUUUUCAAGGAGGAGCGGUUUGCGAAGGAUGUUACUGCAUCCCGCGAUGACAUCAAAACGAAGAUGCAGAAUGACUGGGAGGCAUUUGACCAACGCAACGCUUCCAUUCAACGAGCGACGCAAUCGGUGCAUCAGGAGACUGUUCGGAUUGUGGAUGCUCAGAUGAAUGACAUGGGCAAGCAGAUGGAGGCCUUGGAUGAUUUUGUCGCCAAGGCACGAUCCCAGAAUGGCCGCUUCCAUGAGGUUCAAAUGGGCAGCUUGGAUGCCAUGGCGACUAACGUUCGGGACUCUCACUCGACGAUUCACGGAUACUUGAAUGGAUUCAGUGAGCACGUCGGUCAGCUGCAAACAGAUGUCAACAUGCAUACCGACCACCUGGAGCAGUCGACAAUGCCUCUGCACGCCGACGUUCGCCAGCCCCUGUCCGAGCUUCGAGUCAACAUUCAAAGCCACCCCAUGGAAGAGUAUACUCCAACCGGGGUCACUCCCCAGAAGCGCAAAUAUGAAUACCCUUCAACCCUCCCCCGGACCGAGCCUCACGAGGGUCUUCGCUCCCGACACCGGACUUCCAAGCAAUUUACCGCUCUGCCUUUUGAUGGCGAGGAACAGCCUUCGCCUCUUCCUAGUUCGCCUGCGGCCUCUCCAUCUAAGAACUUCGUAUACACUGAUGGCUUGGAAGAGGUAGGGACUCACGCUCCUCCCUCCUCCGCCACUUCUUCCAACACUGGGCUUAGGGAAGUCGAUGUAAACGUCGCCAGACCAGUCGUGUGUGAUACCGACGAAGACGGGCUUGCCGCGGCCAAGACAGAAACCCCGGCGCAGAACCCAUCCCUCGACCUUGACGGGACGCCCGAAAAGGACGAGCCCGAGCAGCCCCCGCUCAAACGCCGUCGUUCUGCAUCUACAAACCACGAGAGCAAGCUUCCGCACAAGAUGCUGUCCAAGAAGAUGGCCGGCAUGAUGGAAGGCCGUGAAAAUGUACCGCCGUCCGCGAUCACCGGUGGCCGGAGGUUCAGAAACCGCACCACUGAUUAG
Molecule: messenger RNA, 3558 nt
Organism: Penicillium alfredii
Lineage: Eukaryota; Fungi; Ascomycota; Eurotiomycetes; Eurotiales; Aspergillaceae
Product: putative kinesin family protein (BimC)
Exons: 3
Coding region: 1-3558 (1185 amino acids)
Biological process (GO): microtubule-based movement; mitotic spindle assembly
Cellular component (GO): spindle microtubule; nucleus
Molecular function (GO): plus-end-directed microtubule motor activity; ATP binding; microtubule binding
Source: RefSeq, a predicted model, not a curated record